This is a messenger RNA of Phycodurus eques (leafy seadragon), 3442 nucleotides long. RefSeq names its product netrin receptor UNC5D-like. The record is from RefSeq and is a predicted model, not a curated record. Bases 258 to 3068 code for a protein of 936 amino acids. Gene Ontology annotation, cellular component: membrane. Gene Ontology annotation, biological process: netrin-activated signaling pathway. The transcript is spliced from 18 exons. Gene Ontology annotation, molecular function: netrin receptor activity; protein binding. NCBI's taxonomy places the organism in Eukaryota, Metazoa, Chordata, Actinopteri, Syngnathiformes, Syngnathidae.
CUUGUUCUUCUCUUCUCUGCGCACUGCGUUGCAACCGCGAGGUAGCGGCUCGGCUCGGACAUUUGCACCAGCCCAGACAGCUCGGGAAUUUUUAUUCCUAUUAUUUUUAUUUAUUUUUCUUGGUGCCUUAUUUAUUUAUUUUUUAAAAUUUUUUCUUUAGUUUUGUAUUUAUUUUUUUUAGGCUCUUUCUCUUUUAGCCCACAAAUGCACGGGUGCGUGCGCGCAUCACGCGGACACCCGCCGCGAACAGAGCCGUGAUGGGAUGCCGGAGCUCCGGGAGAUGCGCGACUUCGGCCGUGCCGCUGCUGCCGCUCCUGGUGCUUCUUCUCCCGGCCACCGCGCUCGGCCGAGGCGUCCGCGGUGAGAGCCAGCAGCAUGGUCCGUCCGGCACGCUGCCGCGCUUUGUGGAGGAGCCGGUGGACGCAUACAUCAUCAAGAGCAACCCCAUCAAGCUGCGUUGCCAGGCCCGGCCCGCACUGCAGAUCUUCUUCAAGUGCAACGGCGAAUGGGUCCACCAGAGCCAGCACACGUCCCGCGAGCACACCGACCUGGGAACAGGGCUGAAGAUCCGUGAGGUGAUGAUCAACGUGUCCCGCCAGCAGGUGGAGGACUUCCAUGGUCCUGAGGACUACUGGUGCCUCUGCGUCGCCUGGAGCCACCUAGGAACAUCCAAAAGCCGUAAGGCGUCCGUGCGGAUCGCCUACCUGAGGAAGAACUUUGAGCAGGACCCUCAAGGCUCGGAGGUGCCCCUGAGCGGCAUGAUCGUGUUGCAUUGUCGGCCACCAGAUGGCGUGCCCGUGGCCCAGGUGGAAUGGCUGAAAAACGAUGAGCUUUUGAGCGCCGGCAGUGGCGACACCAAAGGCGAUCACCGUCUGGUCAUCUCUCAGGCGCACCUCUCCGAUUCAGGAAACUACACCUGUGUCGCUAGCAACAUCGUGGCCAAGCGGCGCAGCGCCACGGCUGCUGUCGCCGUGUACGUAAAUGGCGGCUGGUCGUCAUGGAGCGACUGGUCGGCGUGCAACGUACGCUGCGGCCGCGGCGUCCACAAGCGCUCCCGCACGUGCACCAACCCGGCGCCGCUCAACGGCGGCUCCUUCUGCGACGGCGCGUCGGUGCAGAAGAGCGCCUGCAUGGCGCCGUGCCCGGUGGAUGGCGGCUGGGGCGCGUGGACCGAGUGGUCGGCAUGCGGUGGCGACUGUGAGAGGAGGCGGAGCCGCGAGUGCACGGCGCCCCAGCCCAAGCACGGCGGGCGGCUGUGUGACGGUGUGGCGCUGGCUACCGACAACUGCACCGGAGACCUCUGCACGCAAAAUGGAAAAUUGCUGCGUGAUGCCAAGCCACAAGGUGUGCUAGAGAACGGAGUCGGCAGCGUCGGCGGUGGCGGCGGCAGCGACGUGGCGCUGUACUCGGGCCUGGCGGCCGGCGCUGCGACGGUGGCGCUGCUGAUCGUUGGCGUCACCGUGUACCGACGCAGCCGCAGCGACUACGGCGUGGACGUCAUCGAUUCGUCCGCCCUCGCCGGAGGUUUCCAGUCCUUCAACUUCAAGACGUCGCGGCAAGGCAACUCUCUGCUGAUCCACUCGUCGCUGCAGCCCGACCUGAGCGUGUCUCGAACGUACACCAGUCCCAUGUGUUUCCACGACGCCAUGGACAAGGAGCUGCUGGACCCCCUGCCCGAUCUCAAGAUCAAAGAGGAUCCCGACUUCCACCCUCAGACGUUCCCGAGGGGCCUGUCCCCAGAUUACCGGGCCGUCGUCGUGGGCGCCACGCUGAGCCGAGGAGAGAGGAACCUAUUUGGGCCUGUCAGGUCGCGACACAAAGCCACGGCCGUGUUGGGCCACGCCGGGGGACGCCUGGUGGUGCCGAACACAGGCGUAAGUCUGCUGGUGCCCGUCGGGGGGAUCGCUCAGGACACCACAUGGGAGACCACCGUGAUCGUCAACCAGGAGGACAGCAGCUCAACCCUGGGCGAAGGAUCAGAGAUCUUCCUGAGUCCCGCCGUCACGUACGGUCCGCCGGGGCUGGAGCUGUCCUGCCCCGUGGUCCUGUCCAUGCCGCACUGCGCCGAGGCGGCCGCCGACCACUGGAUCACACGACUGAAGAGGCAGACGCAGGACCGCAAGUGGGAGGAAGUAAUGUGCGUGCAGGAGGAGUGCACUUCCUCCUACUGCCUGCUGGAGCCGCAGCGCUGCCACGUGCUGCUGGAGCGGCCCGGUCGCUACGCCCUUGUGGGCGAGCCGCUACGACCGCACGCCGCCAAGCGCCUGCGACUGGCCGCCUUUGGAAGCCCAGACACCGCCGACCCGAUGGGCUUCAUCCUCAGGGUCUACUGCGUGGAUGACACGCCGCACGCUUUCCAAGAGGUGACGGCGUUCGAGCGCGCCCAAGGCGGGCGCCUGCUGGAGGAACCCAAAGUGUUGUCAUUCCGCGGGAACGCGCUCAGCCUGCAGGUCAACAUCCAGGAUGUCCUGCAGAUGUUGUGGAACAUCAAGCCUUUCACCACCUGCCAGGAGUUCUCCUUCUGUCAGGUGUGGUGGGGCAAACAGCGCCCCCUGCAGUGUGCCUUCUCCCUGGAGCGUAUCAGCACCUCCUCCUCCUCUUCGUCCUCAUCGCAUCUCUCGUGUAAGAUCAGUGUUCGUCAGGUUCAAGGUGACGAGCAAAUCCUGCAGGUCUACACGACAGUGCAGCCCGAGAACCUAAAGCUAGCGGUCCCGUUCUCCUCUGAGUCCGACUGUUGCGUCACCUCCCAGGCAGGAUCGCGGGCCUUCAAGAUCCCGCUCUCCAUCCGCCAGAGGAUCAGCGCCACCUUUGACGGCAGCAACGCCAAGGGCAAGGACUGGCGCCUCUUAGCCCAGAAGCUGGACGUGGACAGGAACUUGGCCUACUUCGCCCGCCACGAAAGUCCGGCAUCAGUGAUCCUGAGCCUGUGGGAGGCGCAGCAGCAGGACUCGGCCGACCUGGACUCCCUGGCCAGUGCCCUAGAGGAGAUCGGCCGGGUGCAGUCGCCCCCCGGGAGUGCAGGCAAUGACGUGCGUGGUUCCCUAAACUCGGCAAGGACUGCAGAUUGAAAUCCCAGACAACUGCAUGAACGCUGAGGAGCGAACACUAGCAGGGACUUCCUGGAAUAAUACGGAAGCUCCUUUCAGACGGUAAACGUCAAGGUGAGGUUUGUGUUGUCGGGAGGGACGGACAACAAGCGUCCAUCUUGGAGAGAUGACUUCCUGUUCCUCUUCCCGUGGCCGUGCAAAACAUUUAGUUUGACGUCAUGUUGUCAUUUUUUGCUUUUGCGUCGUGUCUUUAAUUGUGCGAAAAGUGGAGGUAAUAACAAACGCAAAACAGUGGAGACUUGAUGCUAAACGUGCUAAAAAAACAAAUAAAAAAAAAAAAAGGUAGCAUGAGGAAGAUUUCUUUCCCGCUGAAAGGUAUUUUACCUUGGACCACA